Messenger RNA from Diabrotica virgifera virgifera (western corn rootworm), 1434 nucleotides. RefSeq lists its product as uncharacterized. The record is from RefSeq and is a predicted model, not a curated record. NCBI's taxonomy places the organism in Eukaryota, Metazoa, Arthropoda, Insecta, Coleoptera, Chrysomelidae. The coding region runs from base 204 to 1283 and encodes 359 amino acids. The transcript is spliced from 3 exons.
GCACCUCUUAAAAUAACCGCUGAUUUUGGCUCCGCUAUGGUUAACUUUAUUAAGCAUAACGAUUACGGCAACGUUAAAAAGAAGAGUUUUUGCAGCCUGUCAAAUAGGUUUUUCGUGUCAUGUUAUUUAAACAUAACCUCACUUCACAACGUUAUUUUAAUUUUCGAAUAUCAAAAUAGAAAUUUUAGUACAAUCAGGGUACAAUGGAAGAUGCAUUAGAUAACGUUAUCAGGAGGGGUCGAGGGCGAAAUGGUAUUGACCACAAUUUAGUAAGGGGAAUAAUUUUAAAUGAUAUAUUUGUAAAUCCAGUAGUAAAUCCCAUUCAAGAUCCAGUUUUACAGUUUGAUUUAGACAAUAUGGAAGACAAAUAUGUAAAGCUCAACUUCAGGUUUCAAAGAGAAGAUCUUAUAAGAUUGGCAGUGGCAUUGGGAAUUCCUGAACAAAUAAAGACAAGGUCUAGACAUUCAUCUGGAGGACUCGAAGGACUAUGUAUUUUACUAAGAAGAUUAGCAUAUCCAAGUAGGCUUUGCGAUUUGGAACAACUUUUCCGAAGGUCCGCUACAUCAAUAUCUGAAAUUAGUAAUUAUGUUAAUAACCAUAUUUACAGGAAUCAUGGUUAUCUGUUAAGAGAUUUGGGAAACUUGCCAUGGUUAAACAGGGAAAAACUAAGUGCCUAUUCUAAUUCAAUUGCAGCAAAGGGAGCUGCAGUACAAAAUUGUUGGGGAUUUAUUGAUGGCACAGCUAGGCCAAUAUGUAGGCCAACAGAGUUACAAGAAGAAUACUAUUCUGGACACAAACGAGUCCAUUGCUUAAAAUAUCAGUCUCUUAUUUGUCCUGAUGGAAUUAUUGUAAGUCUUCUGGGGGCAUAUUCAGGGCGUAGGCAUGAUGCAUUUAUUUUUGGACAAAGUGGGUUGUACACUCAGUUGGAACGAAAAUGUACAUUUCCAGAUUGUAUAUAUGUCAUUUAUGGAGAUCAAGCAUAUGGAAUCCGAGAGCUACUCUUGUGCCCUUACCCUGGCCGAGGAAUCACUGAGCAACAACAGAACUUUAAUUUAAGUAUGAGUGUAACUCGACAAGCAGUUGAAUGGGGAUUCCAGAAAAUUAUUUCUCAGUUUGCAUUUUUAGAUUUCAAGAAAAAUCAAAAACUAUUAUUGCAGGAAGUUGAGUUAAUGUUUAAAACAGCUGUUCUUUUAUGUAACUGUCAUACAAUUUUAUAUGGAAGUGAAACAGCACAAUUUUUUAAUAUUGAACCAGUAUCAUUAGAGGAUUAUUUAAACCUAUAAUAUGUUAGUUUUAAUAAAUGUUUAUUUACAUGGACUUGUGUAUUAUUUAUUUUAUCUAUUUAACACUAACAAAAACAAAGUAAAGUCUUAGGAACUAGAACUUUUGAUUAACAAAAAAAAACAUUGUAUCAUAAGAUGGUAUUUAAAUUAA